CCCUCAAACAUGGCGCUGCUCCUCAGAUUUGUUUCGUCCUCGUCAGUCGGGGGAGGAGAAACAGACGCGGGUAGAAAAAUCUGCCCCAACCGUUUUUAACUUUUCUCUUAUUUGUAAACUAACUAACUUCGCGGCGCGUGACCAGCGGAUACUUUUACGCACGACGGUUAAAGGAGAAGUCCACGCGCCAGAGAGCUGCCCACCUGUGUGUGUGUGUGUGUUUGUGUGUGACGAUGUGACUGCGCUGAUUGACGCGGAGCAGCGGAGCAGACAGGCGGGUCACUGAGCUCACAGCUGCCGCUGGAAGAACCAUGCGCAGCGGCGUGAGGACCAGCGACACCGCGGCCACACAGGACUGAAGUUUCCACAGCACGCGACGACUUUUCCACGCACGAGGAAGAGGAUGAUGAUGGAGGGAGAACACGCAGAGAGGGAGAGAGAGAGGCUGCCGCCGAUCUACAGCAGCACCGCGCCAGCUGGUUUGGGGGGCGGAGCCAAGCAGCCUCUUCCAUCUCUCAGCAGCUUCAUCUCCACGUUAAGCCAGAGGAGGGACGUGGGGGGGCGGGGCUUUGACGGCAGCGGCGUGAUGGGCACAAGCCUGGGACUCAGACACGGGAGAGAACUUCCUCCCAUCUGCAGCGGCGUUCGUCAGAAGCAGCGUCUCUGCAUCCAAACGCUGCCCCCGGAGGCCAAAGCUCCGUUCCCCUGCGAGCCAGUCGUCCCUCUGCGAACCAAGACCACCAAAGACUUUCAAGAGGACAUGGACCGAGCCGUCCAAUCAGGCGACUGGAGGGAGGUCCGAGACUUUUACCUAACCACGUUUAACUCCUUCAUUGAACUCAACGCCGCCUUUAAGCGAGAGGCGAACGGAUUGUUCAACACCAUUGAAGAUUCAGGAAUCAACGUCAAGUUUGUCAACACUGUUUAUGACACACUGAUCAACACAUGUCUGUCAAGCAGUUUGGAUGGGAAGUGUCGGUGCAAAGCCAUUUUCAGAUCUCUCCAGAGAAGUUCAAUCGGAUUCACAUCUGGGCUCUGGCUGGGCCACUCAAGGACAUUCACAGAGUUGUCCUGAAACCACUCCUUUGAUAUCUUGGCUGUUUGCUUAGGGUCGUAAGAUAAACCGUCGCCCCAGUCUGAGGUCAAGAGUGCUCUGGAGCAGGUUUUCAUCCAGGAUGUGUCUGUACAUUGCUUUAUCUUUCCCUCUAUCCUGACGAGUCUCCCAGUUCCUGCUGCUGAAAAACAUCCCCACACGAUGCUGCCACCACGUGCCUCACUGUCGGGAUGGUAUUGGCGUGGUGAUGAGCGGUGCCUGGUUCCCUCCAAACAUAACGCCUGGAAUUCACACUAAAGAGUUCACUCUUUGUCUCAUCAGACCAGAGGAUUUUGUUUCUCAUGGUCUGAGAGUCCUUCAGGUGCCUUUUGGCAAACUCCAGGCGGGUUGCCAUGUGCCUUUUAGUAAGGAGUGGCUUCCGUCUGUCCACUCUACCAUACAGGCCUGAUUGGUGGAUUGCUGCAGAGAUGGUUGUCCUUCUGGAAGGUUCUCCUCUCUCCACAGAGGAACUCUGGCGCUCUGACAGAGUGACCAUCGGGUUCUUGGUCACCUCCCUGACUAAGGGCCUUCUCCCCCGAUCGCUCAGUGUAGAUGGCUGGCCAGCUCUAGGAAGAGUCCUGGUGUUUCGGAACUUCUUCCACUUACGGAUGAUGGAGGCCACUGUGCUCAUUGGGACCUUCAAAGCAGCAGAAAUGUUUCUGUAACCUUCUCCAGAUUUGUGCCAUCCUGUCUCGGAGGUCUACAGGCAAUUGAUUUGACUUCCUGCUUGGUUUGUGCUGUGACAUGCACUGUACACUGUGGGACCUUAUAUAGACAGGCGUGUGCCUUUCCAAAUUAUGUCCCAUCAACUGAAUUUACCACAGGUGGACUCCAGUGAAGCUGCAGAAACAUCUCAAGGAUGAUCAGUGGAAACAGAAUGAAACUGAGCUCAAUUUUGAGCUUCAUGGCAAAGGCUGUGAAUACUUACGUACAUGUGGUUCCUCAGUUUUUUUAAUUUUUAAUAAAUGGGCAAAAAUGUAAAAAAAAAAACGUUUUUCACAUUGUCAUUAGGGGUGUUGUGUGUAGAAUUUUGAGGAUAAAAAAAAACUUAAUCCAUUCUGGAAUAAGGCUGUAACAUAAAAAAAUGUGGAAAGUGAAGCUUUGAAUACUUAACAGAUACACAAACACACACACACACACACACACACGUGGUAGUUGAUGAUAU
This is a messenger RNA of Solea senegalensis (Senegalese sole), 2258 nucleotides long. Its product is annotated as probable E3 ubiquitin-protein ligase HECTD2. Bases 404 to 1075 code for a protein of 223 amino acids. NCBI's taxonomy places the organism in Eukaryota, Metazoa, Chordata, Actinopteri, Pleuronectiformes, Soleidae. The record is from RefSeq and is a predicted model, not a curated record. The transcript has 6 exons.